AUGGUAAGACUGAAUUACUUAACUAUUAUAUCUAUUGUCCUAGUUGCUUUAUUCACUCAUUCCAUCACUAUAUCAGCUGCAUCUGCUAAUCCAGAGCUAAAUUCCAAGCAAGCUCUUACCAUGAAAGCAUCAAAUACAAGCUCUAUCCAAACCCAAGUACUUCCAGAUCAAAUGAAACUAUCGCCCAGAAUGUCUAUUGUAAGAGACUGGUGGAACCAGUUAAUUGGCUGGAUAGAUGGUUUCCAUAUCACCAGAGAAGAACUGAUUGAAGAUAAAAAGAACGAAAUAGAUAAGAAGAAACUUCGAAGACAGCAACUCUCUUAUAAGUUUGUGUGCAUUAGUAUCAGUAUUAUUAUCUUACUUGUGAUUAUGGGAGCCAUUUUCUGGUAUCUCUAUGGCCCCACCAUGAACGACCCCGGCCACAAUCCUUUAUACCGAAUUCAUCCAUCAGAAUUCGACGAAAUCGUCAAGCGCAUCAAAGGCAAUUCUGGCUAG
This is a messenger RNA of Nematocida homosporus, 495 nucleotides long. RefSeq lists its product as uncharacterized. NCBI's taxonomy places the organism in Eukaryota, Fungi, Microsporidia. The transcript has a single exon. The coding region runs from base 1 to 495 and encodes 164 amino acids. The record is from RefSeq and is a predicted model, not a curated record.